Cajanus cajan (pigeon pea) is the source of this 2372-nucleotide messenger RNA. RefSeq lists its product as uncharacterized. The record is from RefSeq and is a predicted model, not a curated record. Gene Ontology annotation, molecular function: protein binding. Lineage: Eukaryota; Viridiplantae; Streptophyta; Magnoliopsida; Fabales; Fabaceae.
ACUACAUCCAUCACUUGCUGUUGGUUGCCACAGUGAUUUGGACUUGAAAGCGCCCAUCUUUUCAUGUCUAUUGACAUUGAUUGUUGAUACAUCACUUGGCUUGUUGAUGUCCUCUUUGAAUCAAUCUCUCUUUCCAUACGACUCUUCGUCCUCGACUCUUUCUUCAUCUGUGUCAACCACUGUGCUCAACCUCAACAUAAGCUUUUCUAAGUUUUAACUUACCCAUCACACAUUCACAUUCACUCUCGCACACACAAACAUGAGUUCAGUUGUACCUCAAGUUUCCAAGAACAAGGCAAUGUGGCUGCAUCCAAAGGUUUUGGGUUUUAAUCCUUCUGAAAGAUGGGGGCACUCUGCUUGCUUCUCCAAUAGCCUUAUGUAUGUCUUUGGGGGGUGUUGUGGGGGACUGCAUUUUUGCGAUGUUCUCACUUUGGACCUUAACAAAAUGGUUUGGAGCAAGCUUACUACCACGGGUGAAAAGCCAGGGCCUAGAGAUAGCCAUAGUGCUGUUCUUGUGGGGCAUAAAAUGAUAGUGUUUGGUGGUACAAAUGGCUUUAAGAAGGUGAAUCAUGUUCAUAUACUUGAUCUUGUUACCAAAGAGUGGGUUAGACCUGAGGUUAAAGGGACUCCUCCAUCCCCACGUGAAAGCCAUACUGCCACGCUCGUUGGUGAUGAGAGGAUAGUGAUAUUUGGUGGUAGUGGAGAAGGUCAUGCUAACUAUUUAAAUGAUUUACAUAUUCUUGAUCUUCGAACCAUGAGUUGGACCUCCCCUGAGUUGAAAGGUGAUUUGCCUGUCCCUAGGGACAGUCACAGUACUCUUGCAAUUGGAGACAAGCUUAUUGUGUAUGGUGGAGACUCUGGUGAUCAGUAUCAUGGCAAUGUUCACAUGCUUGAUAUGGCAACAAUGACUUGGUCUAGAUUGACAAUUCAAGGUUCUCCACCGGGGGUCAGGGCUGGUCAUGCUGCAGUGAACAUUGGAACAAAGGUUUAUAUCAUUGGAGGAGUUGGAGAUAAACGUUACUAUAAUGACGUUUGGAUCUUUGAUAUCUGCAAUUUUUCGUGGACUCAACUUGAUAUACCUUUUCAACAGCCACAAGGGCGAUUUUCUCAUACAGCUGUUGUUGCAGGCAUUGAUAUUGUAAUAUAUGGAGGUUGUGGGGAAGAUGAACGGCCUCUCAAAGAAUUGUUAGUGUUGCAGCUUGGAGCAGAGCAUCCAAAUGGGCGUUACUAUAUUCACAUGUGCAAACCUUUUGGAACUUAUAUAACUCGAGAAAAUAAAAUUAUCCCAGGAGAAGCAGAUACCAACUCGAAACUUGUGAGGAAUAAUGUGGAAGCUUUCGGAAAAGGAGCUUAUGAAGUUGCAUCCGAAAAAGCACUCCCUUGUCUCUUUGACUCAGGUGCUUCACGACAGAAGAGGAGGAGAAUUGCUGCUUCAAAGGUGUGGGAUGUUGAAUCAGAACAAGAAGAAAAGUUUCUUUCAUUGUCCCUUCAUUCAUCUCCAUACCAAUCCGAUCAAGAACAGACCCCAACUCAAAAAACAAAUACGUUAUUUCCAACCACUUGCCAACACGACAAUGACUCAGAUGAUAAGAGAACCCCCCUUAAAACUCCACGUGAUUUUCAUUUCCGAGAACAUAAACUAAAGCAACAACAAUCUCUUUAUGUUCACGAGGAUAGAAAGAGAGCUCAACAUCAGGCUGCAGAGCAGAAAGCCAUGGGGCGAGGACCCAUUCAACACAUGAUUGGUGCCGAAGUUCGUGGGAGAGUUAAUGGAGCUUUUGACUCAGGAGCACUCUCUCCUGUGAAUGGAAAGGUUUUCAGGGGAGUCAUAUUUGCACCUGGAACAGGAAUUGUCUCAAAGAACCAUGCCACGUUUCGCGGCAAACCCCAGUGGCUUUACCAUUUCCAAUCAUGCGUGGCUCUCCAAAUGGUGUUUCAAAGGAGCAUAAAAUCAGGGGUGACCUUCAAGGGUUGGUUUUAACACUGGGAGGACCUACUAGUGGAAAUCCUCAGGUGAAAUAUUGAGGAGGCUAAUAAAAUAAGGUUCAUGUAAAUUUCGGACAUAACCGUACGACGUACUUGAGUGGUUAUCAUGAAUUUCCUGAAUCAAUCGUUAUCUGCAUAAUGUUAUUUGUUUUUCGAUUUGCGGUGUAAUCCUGUCCUCUUCCCAUUGCAUUGGAAGAUUUUUGUUUGAUGAUACUGAUUAAUAAGUUAAUUUCCUCCUAUUUGGUUAUAAGCUAGGAGGACAUGAGCGAGCAUGGAUUCAUUGAACAUGAUCUCUCAUGUCAAAAAGUAACGUGAAAAGACCUUAUAUUUUAUAAAGCGACACACAGUUUUGGGGCAUAAAUCAUAACAAGAGGAAUUUGGAUUGA